Molecule: messenger RNA, 583 nt
Organism: Dentiscutata heterogama
Lineage: Eukaryota; Fungi; Glomeromycota; Glomeromycetes; Diversisporales; Gigasporaceae
Source: the annotation of a GenBank genome assembly
AUGAAAAUUAAUAGUAAGGAUAAUAAAGAACAAGAAAGAAUAAUAACAGAAGAAAUAAGACUAGCAUUAAAAUAUAAAGGCAAUGUUCAUAAAGGAAAUGAUGAAAUAAUAUCUGUUGAUUUUGAUGCUUUAUUAAAAAGAAGUUCAACAGAAAAGACAGGUUUAACACAACUAUUAGAAGAUGCAACAGAUCUAAAAGAAAAAGUUGUUUUAGAAGAAGAACAACAACAAUCUGAAUUUAAAAAUAAAAUGAUUGAGACGGUAGAAAAUAGAGAUGAACUUAUAAAAUAUUCUUUUAAUAUUAUUUGGAAAGCUACCGAAGGCAAAAUAACCAAUGCCACUUUUAAUACGAACCCAUUGUUUUCCGUUUCCUUUUUUUUAAACGAUGAAACUUCCGAAACAUUACAUUUGGACGCACCAAAUGUGGUGCUUAUCAAAAGAGAAAAUUUUUUAAAGGUCUUAAAUCUUACGGAGCAGAAUGAGGUUCCAAUUAUAAUUGACGAUGAAAUAAAUUCUAACAUAGAAAAUCUUAAGAAGGAUCAAGGAAGUGAAUUUCAAGAUUUGGAUCCUGUAACCUAUUCUA